CGACGACGACGACCACACCUGAGUACGCGGCCGGUCAAUAUGUCUGAUCGACGACGGGCUGAGAUAGAGGCCAAGAAGGCCAAACUCGAAGAACUUCGAAGGGCACGAGCGGAACGACAGCGCGCAGAGACAGAGCGGCGGGCUUCAGAACAAGCAGCCGCAUCCCCAGCUAAACAACGCGAUGUCGAAGAUCUGGUCAAUAUGUUGGUUGGCAGCCCCAGGCGGAGUGGCCGGACGAGUGGUGAUUUGACGCCGUCCGAGUCGAUCCCGGGGACCCCUGCGCUUUCGCAUACGAUUCAGUUACCUGGGCCGUCUGGUCUUUCGGGAUCGGGACGGGUUAGUAGGCAGAGUGAUUUUGCGUCUGAGAGGGUCUUCUCGGGUGCUGGGACGCAGUCUGUGUCAAGCAAUGCGACGGAUAAUGUCAUGGAGAUACAGAUCACACCGCGCUCGUAUACGGACCUUAUUGAUGUUGAGCAGGAACUAUUCGAGUUGCCGCAAAAGGAGCGCGUUAUCUAUAACAAAGAAGUUCAAACGACUGCAGUUGACGAGGGGGUUUCUCCAGAUUAUGAGGAAGAGAUACGACAGCGGAUACUACGCGAGCGGGAUGCUGAGGCGGAACGGAUUGCUAGAGACAAAGAGCUGGAGGAGGAGAGUGUUAAGUUGGAUCAGGAGAUUGAGGCUGAGAUUCGAGAGUUGACUGAGGAAGAACGAGCGAGCAUCCUUACUGCCCCAGAGUUCCUUGAUUUCGUGGAACAAUCGUCCAAGAUCUUGCAAAGAGCUCUGAACGACAACUAUGAUUAUACUCGUGACUAUACCAUUGGUGCUGAAGCCGGAGGAGAUGAUACGGAAGGAAAACGCGUGAAGCGUGUUUGUGAAUUCUUCGACGAACGGUUAGGCAAGAAUCGUUCAAUAACAGAUAUCGAUUGGUCGCCCAAGUAUCCAGAACUGAGCGUUGCUUCGUACAAUAAAAACGGAAGUGCUCUCAAUGAACCUGACGGUAUCGUCGCCGUGUGGAACCUUCACCUGCUUGAACGACCAGAAUUUGUGUUCCACUCACAGUCUGACGUUCUGACCGUGACGUUCUCGCCCUUCCACUCAAAUCUGAUCUUCGGAGGGACGUAUUCUGGGCAGAUCCUUCUUUGGGAUACUCGAUCGAAACACCUCCCUGUCCUGAAGACACCGCUCUCUGCUGCUGGGCACACACAUCCUGUGUAUGCCAUGCGCAUGGUCGGUACUCAGAACGCGCACAAUUUGAUUACCAGCAGUUCCGAUGGUACUGUCUGCAGCUGGCUAGUUGACAUGCUUGCGCAGCCCCAGGAAACACUGGAACUACUUCACACCGGACACAACAAGACCAGCGAAGUCGCGAUCACGACACUCGACUUCCCGGCGAACGAAACCACCACUUUCUGGGUUGGAACUGAAGAAGGCAGCAUCUACCAAGCCAACCGCUACGACCGCGCCGGUGCAAAGGCAGGCUUGAAUCAGAACGACGUUUACAAAGGCCACCACGGCCCCGUUCUAGGAUUGGACUUCCACCCUUCCAACGGCCCCGUCGACUUUUCGGACCUCUUCUUGACGAGUUCCGUGGAUUGGACGGUGAAGUUGUGGCGGGCCAAAUCGUUAACGAAGCCGUCUACCGCUGCACACCACCUACCACCGCUUUAUUCGUUUGAUGAAGCUGAUGAUUAUGUGUACGAUGCGAAAUGGCAUCCUGCUCAUCCGGCAUUGUUUGGUACUGUGGAUGGGUCGGGCAAGUUUGAUCUCUGGAAUUUGAAUGCUGAUACUGAGGUCCCCGUGGCUUCCACGAUCGUCGGCUCCGGCCGUGGGUUGAACAAGCUCCAGUGGGACAGGAAGGAAGGGCGGCGCGCUGCUCUCGGUGGCAGCGACGGGCAUCUAUACAUCUACGAUAUCGGCGAUAUGGCUAUUCCUCGGGAAACGGAGUGGACGGAUUUACAAAAGGUUAUCGCGGGUAUGGUGGGUGGGCAGGCGAGUGUGCCUGUUGUGGAGGAUUUGUCUUCUUCGAGGAUGGGCAGGUGA
This is a messenger RNA of Coprinopsis cinerea okayama7#130, 2040 nucleotides long. RefSeq names its product dynein intermediate chain. The record is from RefSeq and is a predicted model, not a curated record. The transcript has 10 exons. Lineage: Eukaryota; Fungi; Basidiomycota; Agaricomycetes; Agaricales; Psathyrellaceae. Gene Ontology annotation, cellular component: cytoplasmic dynein complex. Bases 40 to 2040 code for a protein of 666 amino acids. Gene Ontology annotation, biological process: transport along microtubule. Gene Ontology annotation, molecular function: dynein heavy chain binding; dynein light chain binding.